Tigriopus californicus is the source of this 1157-nucleotide messenger RNA. Its product is annotated as ankyrin repeat and SAM domain-containing protein 3-like. The transcript has a single exon. Gene Ontology annotation, cellular component: cytoplasm. The coding region runs from base 139 to 1128 and encodes 329 amino acids. Gene Ontology annotation, molecular function: protein binding. NCBI's taxonomy places the organism in Eukaryota, Metazoa, Arthropoda, Copepoda, Harpacticoida, Harpacticidae. The record is from RefSeq and is a predicted model, not a curated record.
CUGACGCCUUGAGUCUUGCAUGAACCUCUUUUCAUUCUCAGGGGCACGAAACAUCUUGUCCCAGAGCGGGCAAGGAAUCAAGGAAUAGGUGUUAAGUCCAGACUGGGCCUUGGAUUUGGACUUAUCCUCGAUCAUAUCAUGGCUCAGUGGAUAUCUAACGACUCUGAAGUUAGGGCUACGGCCGUUCAUUUCGGCACGUUUGGCCUAAACUCGGCUGAGGCCUUGGAUCCGGAGUUCGGUCUGGACCUUCACACGGCGGCUUCCGUGGGCGAUAUCGAGCAGGUGGUCCGAGUGACCGACCUCCGAGACCGAUUGACCCAAGGCAAUCGUCACGGCUGGACCCCGCUUAUGUAUGCGGCUUACUACGAUCACGCCGCUCUCAUUCAGUUUAUGGUGGACACGGCCGAUCCAGUGGCUUUGCUCUCAUCCGUGAAUGAAGACGGGCGGAGCGCUUUGGCCUUAGCCGCCGUGUGCGGCCAUGAACGCUCCUUGAAAUUACUUUUACGGCUAACCUUGCAAGCCGGAUUAGUACACGCCGAUCUCGAACGACCUGAUGGGCGCGGACUCAACCCUCUGUUUCAUGCCGUUCGCAUGGGUCACCACGGGUCCACUCAGUUGCUUUUAGAAUGCGGGUGCGAUCCCAAUCGGCGCAUUGAAGAUACCCAAGGCUAUUCCGUUCUCAUGAUGGCCAUCAAAGAGGGUCAUGACCGGGUGGCUGAGGUGUUAAUCCAUCAUGGGGCGGAUGUGAAUUUUACCAAUAUCCAGAACGAGUCUCCCAAGUCGGUGGCUGUCAAAUAUGGUCGGGACCGACUGUUGGCUUUUCUGUUGCGCUCAUCCCGGGCUCAAGCUCCCAGUGCCUUAGCGGGGCCGGCGUUGGUGGAACAAAAAUGGGCCAAUCUGCGCUUAUCGGCAUCCUCGAGCCCGUCUUUGUCGUCGUUUUUGAUCGAGGCCGGCGUUGAUUUGAAAUAUUUGCCACGCUUGAACGAGCGAAACAUUGAUCUACCCCGUUUGCUAACCAUGUCGGAGCGAGAUUUGAAAGGCGUGAUUGAGCUCAUGGGACCUCGAAAGAAGUUGUCGGCCGCCGUCAUUCGAGCUCGACAGAGCUCUCAGUUCGUCCAUCCAACCUAAACCUAGUCCCCAAUGUCAUGUGUCCCUAU